Molecule: messenger RNA, 2454 nt
Organism: Schizosaccharomyces japonicus yFS275
Lineage: Eukaryota; Fungi; Ascomycota; Schizosaccharomycetes; Schizosaccharomycetales; Schizosaccharomycetaceae
Product: ATP-dependent RNA helicase Prh1
Exons: 1
Coding region: 154-2268 (704 amino acids)
Biological process (GO): ribosome biogenesis; maturation of SSU-rRNA from tricistronic rRNA transcript (SSU-rRNA, 5.8S rRNA, LSU-rRNA)
Cellular component (GO): spliceosomal complex; nucleolus
Molecular function (GO): nucleotide binding; nucleic acid binding; ATP binding
Source: RefSeq, a predicted model, not a curated record
CGCUCUUGACCAGAACCAUUCACGCAGGUUUCGCCUCUCAUCGGCUUUUGACGGGCUUUGCAGCUAUUCCUGGGCUUUUUGUUUUUUUUGGGGGUUUAUAUAUGGUGUAUUUUUGUUAGGGAAAGAGGAUUUAUAUAUUGGGCGAUAGACAAAAUGUCAAAACAAGGAUUAGCUGCUGCUGGUGCAGAAGAAAAUGGCACUAAGUCAGGUCUUGUGAAAAGACCUAAAAAACAUCAGAAAAAACGUCAGUCUGCAGAAUUCCAUGCUGUAGAGAGUACGAAGAAAACCGUCAAUUUCUUGGAUGAUUCCGAUCGCAAGUUGACAGAUACGUCUUCAAUCAGUAAGACAAGCGUCAAAGAAGUUGCCCGGCAAUUACUGAAAAGUCGGAUGGAACUUCCCAUUUGGGAUGCUAAAAAUGCCUUGCUUAAGAAAUUCCGAGACAACAGAGUGCUUAUAUUAGUUGGUGAAACAGGUUCUGGUAAGUCUACGCAAAUUCCCCAGUUUAUCAAUGAGUGCGACUUUUCUCGGGAAGGCUGUGUUGCAAUUACACAACCCCGUCGUGUUGCUGCUGUGAAUCUUGCUCGUCGUGUAGCCCAGGAACAAGGUUCAAAGCUUGGUGAUACAGUUGGUUACUCUAUUCGUUUCGACGACUGUUCGAGUAGAAGCACCCGUAUUAAAUACAUGACGGACGGUAUGCUUCUUCGAGAACUUAUCAACGACCCACUUCUAUCGAAUUACCAUACAGUCAUUCUCGACGAAGCUCAUGAAAGAACUUUGCUUACAGAUAUGCUGCUUGGUUUCGUGAAAAAGAUUAUUAAGAAACGCCCAGCUCUCCGGGUCAUCGUUAUGAGUGCUACUUUAGACGCUGAGCGGUUUUCUGACUUCUUCGAUGGUGCUGAAAUUUGUUUCAUCAGUGGUAGACAAUACCCAGUACAGGUUCAUUAUACAUAUGCUCCUGAGGUUGAUUAUGUGGAUGCUGCUCUUCGCAGUGUUUUCCAAUUGCAUACGCAGCUGCCCGCCGGCGACAUUCUUGUGUUUUUAACAGGUCAAGAUGAAAUUGAAGCAUUGGAGAGUGUCAUAAAAGACUACUCUAAACAACUUCCACCGAAUGUUCCACAGUUGCACGUGUGUCCAUUAUUUGCCAGUCUUCCUCAAGAACAACAGAUGCAAGUCUUUCAGCCUGCCCCUCCGAAUCAUCGCAAGGUCGUCCUUGCGACCAAUAUUGCAGAAACAUCAAUUACAAUUUCUGGAAUCCGUUAUGUAAUUGAUACAGGUUUAGCCAAAGUAAAGCAAUACAAUGCUCGUCUUGGUCUUGAAAGUUUGUCCGUCGCACCCAUUUCUCAAUCUGCGGCCCGUCAACGUGCUGGUCGUGCCGGUCGUGAGGCACCUGGCCAAUGUUUUUGCUUGUAUACGGAACAAGAUUUUGAAAAAAUGUCCAAAGAGACAAUUCCAGAAAUAAAACGUAUCGAUUUAGCUCAAGCUGUUCUUACACUUAAAGCGCGUGGUCAAGACGAUGUAAUUCAUUUUGACUACAUGGAUCCCCCGUCUCGGGAGAGUUUAGCGCGUGCUUUGGAACACUUGUAUUCUAUUGGGGCUUUGGGUGAUAAUGGAAAAAUUACUGAUAUUGGUUAUCAAAUGUCACUAAUACCUUUGGUUCCUUCUUUAGCACGAGCAUUGCUUAGUGCUGUGGAAAAUGACUGUGUCGCUGAAGUCAUCGACAUUGUUUCUUGUCUAUCAACCGAUAGUUUGUUCGUUUCCCCACAAGAUAAAAGAGAAGAGGCAAAUGAAGCAUGGAGCAAAUUCCGGCAUAAGUUGGGUGACCACCUGACAAGUCUAAAUACUGUACGCCAGUAUUUGUCGGUCAAUGUUUCCGCUCGCAAGUCAUGGUGUCAAAAGAAUUUCAUUAAUAAGCGAGCUCUCAAAACGGUGUUGGACAUUCGAAAACAGCUUCAAGAGCAUGCAAACCGUGCUGGAUGGAAUUGUACUGCCAACGAUAAUUACAACGCUGAAAGUGUACUUUGUUCAUUCCUUCAUGGCUAUAUAACCAACACCGCUCUGUUGCAUCCUGAUGGCUCUUACAAAACAGUCAUUGGCAAUCAAAAUGUUUCCAUUCAUCCUUCUUCUACUCUCUUUGGUAAAAAAGUUGAAUCUAUAAUGUAUCACGAAUCUGUGUUUACUACAAAACCGUAUGCACGCGGUGUUACUGCUAUCCAUGCGUCUUGGUUAACAGAGGUUGCACCUCAUUACCUGGGUCGCCAAUCAGCGUGAUUCGAUGUUCGACGUUCAUUAUGCCGCAGCAUAAUCAAAGCUGAUGGCUUGAAAAUACUAAAGUGAUAGUUUAUCAUAAAAUUAUCUCAAAUAUUGUCUUUGUGUACUGCACAGGGAAAAUGAUACUUAUAGUUAUUCACUUAUUAUUGUAGAUCGUCUAUACAAGAUUAAUGCAGCCGAAGACCA